Symbiodinium necroappetens is the source of this 534-nucleotide messenger RNA. The record is from the annotation of a GenBank genome assembly. NCBI's taxonomy places the organism in Eukaryota, Dinophyceae, Suessiales, Symbiodiniaceae.
AUGGUUGGGAAGCAGCCGUCAACUUUGCUCUGCCCUCAGGAACGAGUCUUCGAUUCAGACGGCAAUUUCCUCAGGGAAGAGUGGGAGGACUACGACGGCAAAGAAGAUUUGUGUCAAAUCGGCAUGUCGAGUCCACUCUUCUACUUCACCGUAGUCUUUCUUUGGGUUCUGCUGAUCGUUCGCGAGCUGCGAACGACAGAACGACUGGCUCGGGACAUUUGGAGCAUGCCCUCCUGCAGAACGAGCGCUGCAAUGACCGGCGAGGACUCUGACCACCACGUCGUGCAGGUCGUCGCCCUUACUCCUUGCGUGCGAACGCUGAUCUACUUCAUGGUCAUCCUGCCUAAGCUGGUCAUUUGCUGCACCUUGAUGUACUUGGGAUGCCAAUGGCUCACGGCAACCAACUCCUUCGCAGACCUAGUGAUGAACAGCAUCGCCAUGGAGUUUGUCGCUGCCCCUGUUUUGAGAACGUAUCUGAGGAUGUUUCGUUGCUUCAAUGCAGCAGGCUUGCAUAUGAGUCACAUGAGUCAUUGA